Molecule: messenger RNA, 360 nt
Organism: Protobothrops mucrosquamatus (brown spotted pit viper)
Lineage: Eukaryota; Metazoa; Chordata; Lepidosauria; Squamata; Viperidae
Gene: AARD
Product: alanine and arginine rich domain containing protein
Exons: 2
Coding region: 1-360 (119 amino acids)
Source: RefSeq, a predicted model, not a curated record
AUGAAGCCAGAAGAGAAUGAAGAUACUUUCUCCAGCUUUUUGCUGGAGGACAUAAAGCAGAGGCUGCUCCAAGCUUUCCAAGGGCAGACAACAGGGGUAGCAAUUACUCCUGUGUUGUCUAGACCUGUUGAAGAUACAGGCCAUGGAAGAGCUGUGCCCACACAGGACCUGCACUCGAGCUACAUAGAAAAGGGCAUAGCCUGGCUUCGCAUAGAAUUGCUUGAAAUGAAGUUCCAGAACCAGAAACUUGCCAGAACUCUGCUGGAUAUAAGUAUGGAAAUUCAGAGGCUGAGAAACGAAAUUGAUAUAUCAGCAGCUCUAGAAUCAAAAGGUCUAAGCAUCUUUGGAAAUUCAGACUAA